This is a messenger RNA of Racocetra fulgida, 210 nucleotides long. The record is from the annotation of a GenBank genome assembly. Lineage: Eukaryota; Fungi; Glomeromycota; Glomeromycetes; Diversisporales; Gigasporaceae.
AUGCGAAAAUGUUUAGAUCAAUUUAUUUAUGAUGAUAAUUAUGAAAUAACUUAUAAGAUUAAUGGUCAAGGACAAGCUAUAUGCAUAAAUAAUCAUGAGGAUUUUUUAAAUUUUAUUAGUGAAUAUAAAGAACCUAAUAAUUUGACCAAAACGAUGUGUAUUUAUAUUGUCUUAAAAAAUCUGGAUCAAUUUUACAAAAGAAAAUCAGAA